AUGAAUGAAUUAUGGUAUGAUUAACUGAAAACAGCAAUAAACAAUUCAAAUUAAAAUGAAGGAGAUUUACUUGUCAGAAAAUAACGAUAGAAUAUAGUAUCACUACCAUAAUUGAGACAUCCAAACCCAUUAAGAAUUAGUAGUAUUACUAAUCUAAAAAAUGUCUCCUCAGAUAGAUUUCGAUAAUAUUUACAAUAAUUAUAGUUAAAAAGGUUGGUGAAAAGAGAUUAAUUGAGAAUUAAUAAUUCUGAAACAGAAACAUAUCCCUUUUUGAAUUUAUAAGCAAAAUAAAUGAAAUUUUCUGAAAAAGAAUUUAAAGCUAAUAAUUUAAGUGUUUCAAUUAGCUAAUCCAACAUAUUAAAUAUUAACUAAAAUUUUUAAGGCAAUAAUAUAUCAUUUACAAGAUUCAAUUCUUAAUAAAAUAAUCAUCCUUAAGUUAUUACAAGUAAUAAGGAUUCUUCAAGAAGAAUUAAAACAAUUAAUCAAAUCGAAACUACAGAAAUAAUUGAGUAAUAAGAAAAUUAGAAAUAACUUUAUUUAAAACUGAAGUUAAGAAAUAGUUUAAUAAAAUAAACAAUCAAUAAUUGGAUUAAAUAAAGAUUUAAUUUCAACAAAAAAAAUCAUUCCUGA
This is a messenger RNA of Paramecium sonneborni, 630 nucleotides long. The record is from the annotation of a GenBank genome assembly. Lineage: Eukaryota; Ciliophora; Oligohymenophorea; Peniculida; Parameciidae.